This is a messenger RNA of Racocetra persica, 189 nucleotides long. NCBI's taxonomy places the organism in Eukaryota, Fungi, Glomeromycota, Glomeromycetes, Diversisporales, Gigasporaceae. The record is from the annotation of a GenBank genome assembly.
AAUAGAUUUGGAAAAAAAUAUCAAUAUAGUAAUUUUUUCACUUCUCAAAAUAAAGAAAAAAUAAAAGAAAAGCUGAAAGAAACUCUUUGUCAAGAUUGCAAUAAACUAAAAGAUAAUUGUAAAGGUGUAUUUAAAAAAUAUAACAAGAGUUUAUCUCUUAUUGAAAAUAUAGUAAAACUUCAAAAAGAA